GCUUUCUUCUUAAUGAUAUCAAAUCUCUCUCCUCCAAAUGGAAUCUUAGAAGAAACAACUAGAGGAGUAUCAUAAUGGCAAUUAAAUUUAAUUUCAAACACUCUCAGAUAUAAAUCUCUAUUUGCUGGAGUUAUGAAAUACAGAAAGAAGAUAUUCAGAUAAUUAAUGAGACUUUUCUCAAAUACUCUUGAUAUUUAAUUAUGCCUAUUACUAGAAGAAUAUAAAAUUACUACAUUAAUUAGCUUUUUAACUACACCAAAGAAAUAAAGGAGAGAAGAUUAUAAACUCAAGAUUAAUUAGGUAUGAACUUACAAGAGCAUGUUAAAUAGCCAGAAUUGAACCAUAUACCUAACAACCUCUAACUAUUACUUAAAUUUGAAUGAGCAUAAUGCUCAAAUCACAACACUAAAUGUACUUAUAAACAAGAAGUAAUCCAAAAAAUCCCAGUUCCACACAAUUCUAUUGAAUAACAUAAUUUUCAUCUUCCUUUAAUG
Paramecium sonneborni is the source of this 494-nucleotide messenger RNA. NCBI's taxonomy places the organism in Eukaryota, Ciliophora, Oligohymenophorea, Peniculida, Parameciidae. The record is from the annotation of a GenBank genome assembly.